This is a messenger RNA of Cebus imitator (Panamanian white-faced capuchin), 2453 nucleotides long. It is a transcript of the gene DNAJC7, whose product is annotated as DnaJ heat shock protein family (Hsp40) member C7. The record is from RefSeq and is a predicted model, not a curated record. Lineage: Eukaryota; Metazoa; Chordata; Mammalia; Primates; Cebidae. The transcript is spliced from 13 exons. The coding region runs from base 786 to 2453 and encodes 555 amino acids. Gene Ontology annotation, molecular function: protein binding.
AUGAGAGGUGGGAGUACUGGGGACACAAGAAGCGGGGACCUCACCCCGCGAGCUUCCUUAUAAACUCCAGGGCAGGGUCUGGGGCGCCAUGUGUCAGCUUUCCUAGGCUUAAUGCUGAGAUGGCACUCCCAGGUGGCUGACAUGAAAGCAGCCUCGUAAAAGGGUCAGCGUCAUUAGGAUGAUGAACCAGCUGGUGUUUGGCGAUCCGAAGUGGAUGAAAGGCGCAGGGUGAAGACGCCCUGCGUUACCCUGGCUUGGUUGGGCAGGGCUUCCAGAGAACGAUGAAAGCUCGGGGAACUGGGCUCAAAGUGUCUCUUGCCUUUCCCGGGAAGAAGCCGUGGACGUACUCCAAGGUCAGAAAGAUACCAGUGGGGAUUCUUUCCCUCCAGAGUCCUGGGUCACCUGGUCCCCACCCAACUCAGACUCCCUGGAGCCUUUCAGGGGACUCUCUAGGAUUGGAAGUUGCUAUGGCAACGAGGCUCUUGGAAUACUGAAAACAGCCAAGCCUUAGAGAGGCUAUCACCACCUGUACACCCCACGUCCCACCCACGGGUAAAGUGGCGCCGCCUACGCACAGGAAAAGUCCCUGGGCUCCCGCCCCGGCGCGGAGACCACCGUGGACCUCCGGGGGCGGGAGGCCGCUCUGGUCCCAAACGGAGCCUCUCGCUGGUAGACUAGCUCGAGGGAGCCUUUCUGGGCGCAGCGCCGCUGAGCUGCUCUAUGCUCCAACCGGAAGUGCUCUUCACCGCCUGCCUCCCACCCAGCUCUCUGGUCCCGGCGGUAAGAUGGCGGCUGCCGCGGAGUGCGAUGUGGUAAUGGCGGCGACCGAGCCAGAGCUGCUGGACGACGAAGAGGCGAAGAGGGAAGCAGAGACUUUCAAGGAGCAAGGAAAUGCAUACUAUGCCAAGAAAGAUUACAAUGAAGCUUAUAAUUAUUAUACAAAAGCCAUAGAUAUGUGUCCUAAAAAUGCUAGCUAUUAUGGUAAUCGAGCAGCCACCUUGAUGAUGCUUGGAAGGUUCCGGGAAGCCCUUGGAGAUGCACAACAGUCAGUGAGGUUGGAUGACAGUUUUGUCCGGGGACAUCUACGAGAAGGCAAGUGCCACCUCUCUCUAGGGAAUGCCAUGGCAGCAUGUCGCAGUUUCCAGAGAGCCCUAGAACUGGAUCAUAAAAAUGCUCAGGCCCAGCAAGAGUUCAAGAAUGCUAAUGCAGUCAUGGAAUAUGAGAAAAUAGCAGAAACAGAUUUUGAGAAGCGAGAUUUUCGGAAGGUUGUUUUCUGCAUGGACCGUGCCCUAGAAUUUGCCCCUGCCUGCCAUCGCUUCAAAAUCCUCAAGGCAGAAUGUUUAGCAAUGCUGGGUCGUUAUCCAGAAGCACAGUCUGUGGCUAGUGACAUUCUACGAAUGGAUUCCACCAAUGCAGAUGCUCUGUAUGUACGAGGUCUUUGCCUUUAUUACGAAGACUGUAUUGAGAAGGCAGUUCAGUUUUUUGUACAGGCUCUCAGGAUGGCCCCUGACCAUGAGAAGGCCUGCAUUGCCUGCAGAAAUGCCAAAGCACUUAAAGCAAAGAAAGAAGAUGGAAAUAAAGCAUUUAAGGAAGGAAAUUACAAACUAGCAUAUGAACUGUACACAGAAGCCCUGGGGAUAGACCCCAACAAUAUAAAAACAAAUGCUAAACUCUACUGUAAUCGGGGUACGGUUAAUUCCAAGCUUAGGAAACUAGAUGAUGCAAUAGAAGACUGCACAAAUGCAGUGAAGCUUGAUGACACUUACAUAAAAGCCUACUUGAGAAGAGCUCAGUGUUACAUGGACACAGAACAGUAUGAAGAAGCAGUACGAGACUAUGAAAAAGUGUAUCAGACGGAGAAAACAAAAGAACAUAAACAGCUCCUAAAAAAUGCACAGCUGGAACUGAAGAAGAGUAAGAGGAAAGAUUACUACAAGAUUCUGGGAGUGGACAAGAAUGCCUCUGAGGACGAGAUCAAGAAAGCUUAUCGGAAACGGGCCUUGAUGCACCAUCCAGGUAGAGUAGGUGGGAGGAGGGGCUCAGUGGGAAGAACCCGCAGGGCAGGCCAACUGCCAGACUCAGUCCAGAGGGGAUGCCUUGGAGAAGAAAGCUUUUCUUUGGGGCAGCACUUGGAAGGGGAAGGGAACACGUCCUGGGAGUGGGAUCACAUAGCAUGUUUUGCGCAGGAUGGGGCAGGUUUGCUCACAUGCAGUCUGAAGUGUUGGGAAAGGAGGGGAGUGAGACUAUCUGGGACAGCUUUAGAGACCUGUUCUCAGUGUCAUCAGUUCUCUUCAGACCUUUCUAAUCUUUUCACCUUUUCUUCCCUUCCAUGUUACUUGCCCUGCUGUACAGAUUUUGAUGCAAACAAUAUCUUCAAGGCAUUCUUCGGCGGUCCUGGAGGCUUUAGCUUUGAAGCAUCUGGUCCAGGGAAUUUCUUUUUUCAGUUUGGCUAA